Enhydra lutris kenyoni (northern sea otter) is the source of this 668-nucleotide messenger RNA. RefSeq names its product spermatogenesis associated 3. The transcript is spliced from 5 exons. NCBI's taxonomy places the organism in Eukaryota, Metazoa, Chordata, Mammalia, Carnivora, Mustelidae. The record is from RefSeq and is a predicted model, not a curated record. Bases 1 to 573 code for a protein of 190 amino acids.
AUGAGGAAGGGCAAAAGGAAGAAGCAGGAAUCCAGACGCCAUGGUUCCACCUCCCAGCGCACCAGCUCCGAGUCCACCCCGCAGCAGCCCAGCCCCGCAUCUACUCCGCAACAGCCCAGCCCCAGAUCCAGCCCGCAGGAGCCCAGCCCGGCCUCCACCCCUCAGCACUCCGUAAGCACCCCCCGACAGUCUGCGCCCCAGGCUCUCCCAGCUCCUGAAACCAACUCCUCCACCCGGGGCCUGUUACCUCAGGACACUAACACGAAAGCAUCCUCUCGAUCCAGGAAAACAGGGGCUGUGACUCGUGCGGGCCCGCGGGCCUUCUGUUCCUGUUCCACUUGCCCCGGCAGCUCCGCUUGCUGGCGUCGUCUGGGCCUGUGUCACAGCCGCAUCUUUGAUGUCCUCCUUCCUCGGGUCUGGCCCACCAUGCCAGGGAGAGGAUCCCCAAGCCUCCUCACUUUCUACAGAAAACCUACAAGGAAACACUCCACUCAUCGUAAUUCGCGUGCUCCAAGCUCUCGGGACUGCUGCUGUGGUUCUGGGGGCCCUAGGAGCUGCCUAUUACACCACUGAAUCCUUGUGAGCAACCCCCCAGGCCCACGGUCCGGCAGAUCCAGUUUCCAUCAAGGAUCUCUCUUGUCACCAAAAUAGAACAAAAAAAAAAAAAA